CCUGACCGCUGCCCGCCCGGUUCGCUGGCCGCAGUCAGUCGGGCCGCGCCGCGCCUCGGCUCUGUUUCUUCUGGGAGCUCUGAGCUGAACAGGACGUAGCUACAGCACAACCCUCUCUGCUCCUCAGCUGCUCAUCUUAAAAGGCCUGCAGUUGGCAUCGUGCUUAGCGGUGAGAUGCUGAACAGGGACUGAGGCAUCUCGGCCUCCAUGGUGCCCUCUGUCUCCACGCUCACCAUGGGGUCACCGUGAGAGGGACAAGAGGAAACGAAGGCGGGGAAGAGGUACAACUGUCUCUGUGUGCAGGUGACAUGACUGCCCGUGCGCAGAGAGAACCCUAAGGAGGCUACAAAGCCACAGUCAGAAGCGAUAGGUGAAUUAAGUAAGCUUGCAAAAUGCCACAGUAAAAAAGUCAGUUUUAUGUUUAGAGUAGCAGCAAAAAGCCAGAAAGUGAAGUUAAACAAGUCCAUUUAUAGUAACUUCAAAAAACAAACUACUUGGGAAUAAAUUUAACAAAAGAUGUGCAUGACUUCUUUGCUAGAAACAUUGGGAAAAUUCUGAGAGAAAUGGAAGAAGAUGUAAGGAAAUGGGGAGACGUGCCAUGUUUGUGCGUCAGAAAACCCGGUUGUUGGAAGUCAGUUCCCCCAGGUGGGCAUGUAGAUUUAUUGCGGUCCUAAUCAAAACUCUGCUGGCUCCUAAAACUCAGUGAAAAGAAGAAAACAGCCCAGUCAAAGAUGGACAGAAGAAUUGAACAGACGGCGUUUCACGAAAGAAGAUGGAUGAAUGGCCGGGAAACACACAGACAGGUGCCAUCAGGAAGUGCACACGGAAACCACAGGGAGGUACCACAGUGCGUGGUCGGGGCAGCCCAGGUGCCACGGACGCCCCAGGGCUGGUGAGGUGGGAGCAGCCGGACUCUUCCACUCUGCUGGCAGAGUGUGAAGUGAGGCCGUUGCUUUGGAAGAUGGUUUGGCAACUUCUGAGAAGUUAAACAUAAACCUGCCAUAGCACUCAGUCCCCCGCUCCUGGGUGUUCAUUUACCCAAGAGAAGGAAGUGUGUCCGGGCAGUUGUUCGCUGAAGCCGUAUCACCGUGGUCCCAGACUGGAAGCAGUGCCGCUGCCCACCUGCAUCGCGAUCGCCGUCCGUGGUUAAGUGGGUAAACGAACGGUGGAAGUUCCACCAAAGAGAGAGUUAUCGAGCAGCGAGAAGACCCGAACUACUGAUGCACACAGUAGGGUUGUCAUGAAGCUGCGGGAGGGACACCCGAGCCAGAGGACGCAAUGUGUGGUUUCACAGAAGACGCACACCAGGUCGACGACGGCGAGAAGAAUGCGCCCACUGGGCCUCGCAGCGCCGUGCGUGACGCAGGAUGUCGCUGAGCGAGAGCGCGGCCUUUGCCUAUGAGUCCUCCGUGCACAGCGCCAACGUCCUGCUCAGCCUGGACGAGCAGCGGAAGAGGGACGUGCUGUGCGACGUCACCGUGCUGGUGGAGGGGCGGCCCUUCCGCGCCCACCGCUCUGUGCUGGCGGCUUGCAGCAGCUACUUCCACGCGAGGGUCGUGGGCCAGGCCGACGCGGAGCUCAGCAUUGCUCUCCCAGGAGAGGUGACGGUUAAAGGAUUCGAACCUUUGAUUCAGUUUGCCUACACCGCUAGACUUCUCCUCAGUAAGGACAAUGUGGAUGAAGUGUGCAAGUGUGUGGGCAUUUUAGGGGUACAUGACAUCGAGGAGUCCUGCUUUCAGUUUCUCAAGUUUAAGUCUGUGGACGCCACUGCAGAGCAGCAAGAAUGCCCAAGAAAAAAAUGCUUCCCACCACACUGUCAGAAAACAGACCUUAAAAUUCCACUUUUGGACCAGAGGGAUUUAGAAGUUGAUGAGGCGGAGGAAUUUUGGAGACACAAAAAUGCUCCAGCUCCUCAGUGUAAACUCCGUGAACAUCAAGGGGACCCAAAAGUACCGCCUCCUCUGCAAGACAGUGCCAGUCAGACGUGCGAGGCCAUGUGCCUAGAAGGGGGCACCGCUCUGGCUCUGCCGUCUUUAUGCCCCAAGUACAGAAAAUUCCAGAAGGCCUUCGGGACCGACAGAGUCCGAGCCGUGGAGACGGGGUUCAGAGACGUGCAUGCUUCUGUUCGGCCGUGUGAGGCUUCUGCAGACGAGUGUGCGGGGGGCGUCCAGGACUGUGCAGACGUGCCGGUGGCUUUAAAAUGUGAAGAAAGCAGCCCAGCGAUGGAACGCACAGACACCGGGGAAGACCCUGCUUCUCAGUGCCCACCAGCAGCGGCCGAAGUGGCUCCCCUCCCCCACGGCUCUUCCACAGACCCCCCCGGGCUCUACUCUCUCUCCCUCCUACACACCUACGACCAGUACGGUGACUUGAACUUUGCCGCUGGGCAAAGCACAGCACUGUUAACGGAAAAGCCUUUGUCGGGCCCCGACUUUGGAGGAGAGAAGACCGUUGCUGAAAGCCAAGACUUACAUCUGAAAUCUGACUCCAGCCCCAGGGAAGAGAGCGGCCUUGCCCGGAGUAGCGUGGAGCGGGAAGUGGCCGAGCACCUGGCCAAGGGCUUCUGGAGUGACGUUUGCGGCAUGGCCUCUCCUUGCCCAAUGCAGGUGUCCCCUGGCCUGGCCAAAGCUGGGUCGGAACAGAUUCACCCCCAGAAACGGUCGGAGUGUCCCUGGUUGGGGAUCAGGAUCAGUGAGAGCCCAGAGCCGGAUCAGAGGACUUUUGCCACAUUAAGUUCUGUCGGCUGCCCUUUUAUGAGCACCCUGAGCGCCGCAGGCCGGCCCGGCAGCGUGGACAUUGGCACCGACGACUGUGCCUCCGGGCCCCAGCAGGAGCCCUGUCCGUACGCUUGUGUGAUCACCUUGGGAGACGACUCGGAGACAGACACUGAAGGGGACAGUGAGCCCUGCUCAGCCAGAGAGCAGGAAUGCGAGGUGAAACUGCCAUUUAACGCACAACGAAUAAUUUCCCUCUCUCGCAACGACUUCCAAUCCCUGUUGAAAAUGCACAAGCUGACGCCGGAGCAGCUGGACUGCAUCCACGACAUUCGGAGGAGGAGUAAGAACAGGAUCGCCGCCCAGCGCUGCCGCAAGAGGAAGCUCGACUGCAUACAGAACCUGGAGUCGGAGAUCGAGAAGCUGCAACACGAGAAGGAGAGCUUGCUGAGGGAGAGAGACCGCAUCUUGUCCACGCUGGGCGAGACCAAGCAGAGCCUGACGGGCCUUUGCCAGCAAGUCUGCAAGGAAGCAGCUCUGAGUCCCGAACAGAUUCAGAUCCUCGCCAAGUACUCGGCCUCGGACUGCCCGCUGUCCUUUCUGAUUUCCGAAAGAGGAAAGAGCACGUCUGAUGGUGCUCUUGUGUUUCCGCCCAGUGUGAGUGUCCCCGAGGGUCCUCCAGCUGCGCCGCCCACGGAGGAGGGAAGCCCCUGCGGCCCCAGCAGGAAGGGCAGCGGGUCAGGCUGCGCUCGGGGCCCGGAGUCGGGGCCACCUUCCCAGGCGGCCUGCGAGCCUGCCGGGCUCACGGAGCUGUGUCGGCCGGGGGCAGGCAUCUCGGACGUCUGUCAGCAGAUGACAGACAAGUGCACUACUGACGAGUGAGCGUGCAUCCGCUUCCUUUGAACCGUCGAGUCUCCUACUGAAGUUCUGACGUUUGUCUUGAAACCUCCUACGGGCACCUGUCUCUUAACAAUGUUGUUUCUACCCCUGGCCGUGUGUGGGCAGGGGACUCCCGAGCAGCCGGCCCUGACUUUCUCAGCCCCACUCUGUGCUCCGCAGGAGCUGCAGAAACAACCGGCUUCCUGUGUGCGGAAAGUCACGCGUGAAAAUGUAGCGAUGACUCUUGGUAACAAGUCUUUCCCUUACUCAGACCAAACAUGUGAGUGAAGACUGUGUCCUGUCAAACAGUGCGGCGCCUUGAAACCUCUGCACACGGUUCCUGCUGGAGAGGCAGCUGGGCACGGACGGGGAGCCAGCGGCCUCAGCAGUGUUCCGACACCGGAGGAGACGGCCCCGACGGAGGAGCGCUGGAGAGCUGCUCGGAAAGGGGCGGCCGCCACUUGGGCUGUUCGGGUAGAGCUGUGUGCCUGCAACCUGGAGCUUCGCUCUUCAGGUUCAGCUGAACACAGGGAGUGGGUGGCCUGCACGGGACCCUGAGCCACACUGGGACUUGGGACGCAGGCAGGCGGGCAGCCUGGGGCAGAGUCCUGCCCCUGGUCAGUGUUGACGGUAGAGGUUCUGGGAAGCUGGCGUUCUCCCUCCUUCUCUUCAGUCUCCCACAUCUGGGUCCCUCAGGGUCUUUGUUUCCUGGCGCUCUGUCCCUUUGCAGGAGGAAGUAGGACUGGGGUUCAGCGCCCGAGUGCGUGCUGACUGGGCUGCCGUGGGCUCCCUGGAUGCCCGAGAGCUCGUGUGCCCGAGAGCCAGGCGUCAGGACAGAGGCCUGCCUGCGCGGUCAGCGGCGGCCGUCCCCCGUCCUCCCGGCUUUGAGGUCUGACGGUGCACUUGUGAGCAGCAUCGUUACGGACGUAAAUGCCUCUAGAGCAGUCACGUGGGUUUGUGAGACAGAAGGAGACUCAGUCUCGUUUCGCCGUGGGUUUGCAUUUGGACCCCAGAUUGAGUGUCGCCCUCGUCCCAGAGCUGGUGUGUUGAGCACGCAGGCCAUGUCCACUCAGGCAUUUUGUAACGUUCUUUGUGUGUGUCCAGCCCUACUCUAAAACGCUGUUUUUCUCAUCCGAGUGCUCGCCCCGUGACACUGUUCGGUGGUUCUUGGGCAACCGGGUGUUAGACGUGUUUGAGAGUCAGGUGAAAGCUGUAGGUGACCAACUUCCUGCGAUUGAAAAAAUCGCGUAUAUCCUCCUUCCCAGAAACCUGCGCAGAGCCCAGUUUUAAAGGAUACAAAGGAGAAGUUCGUGGUGUUUGGGUCAGGAAGCACUUCACCGAGGUGAGGCGCCCGAGGGGCGGACGGCGGCUGGGGGCAGCGGGCCAGGCAGCCGUGUGGGCCUGAGUCUGGGGACCACCCGGCAUGCUUCCGAGUCCUGUCGGUGCCACCCUUUGUGAUCAGGGGCGGUUUGGGGGACAGCCCUAGCACAUUCUCAGUGGUUUGUGUGUUAUCUCUGCUGUUGGCUUAGCUGUUAUGAGAGAAAAGUAGCUGGGCUUGUUUAUAUUCUAGAGGCUUCUACAAAUACACUCAGGAGUGUGUCGGGGAGAGUGGCGCUGUGUGUGCACACCAUAAAGUGUGUGUGCACACGCACAUCUCACGUACCUGUUUCCUUGAUGCUUGUCAUUUUAAGGGUUAACUUCAAAGUAUAAUAUAAAAAUGUCUCUGGUUUACACAACGUAACUCUCAACCAGCCAGCAGAGCCCUCGGUUCCUACCUCAGCGGCACGCGCACCAGCGCAGACGCCCGGCCGCCCGUGCACAGGCUUCGAAAGCUUCCUUCCCAUUCGAUGGCAAAGCCUGCUUGUCUCGGAGUCAAAACAUGAUUUUUAAGGCGUUUCGUUCGAGUUUAUCUCAGCAUAUGAACAGCUUAGCAUUAGGGGUUUAUUUUAAUGUUAUUCUGAUGAUUGGCCCAGUGUAGGAUUUUGUAAAACGUGGCACUGUGUGCGUAGCCAGCAUGCAAUACAAGUAACAACGCUACCUCAUUCCUCCCCGGGCUUCGCGUCACAGAGGGACAGACGGCUGCAAGGGUUCCUCUUUGUCUUGGGCUGUCAGGUGGGAGAAUUUUCUGUCUGCUGCAUAACAUUACACAUCUAUGCCUAUUUCACCUUCCGAGCAAGGUUUUUUAAGAAUUAGUUUCAAGUUGACUUUUUCGAGGGUGUGGAAGACAAGCGACAGGACUGUGUGCGCACAGUGUGCCUCUUUCCUGCGUGCAGAGUUCCGGGGGCUUGUUUCCGGUCUGCAAGCAGCCAGUCCGGGGCCAGACCCCCCCCACCGUGCGGACUGGCCUUCUCGGUGCUUCCCGGCCUCAGAGCCGUCGUGGCCGACUCGGCAGAGCAACGUCACCGGCGUGUCCCUGUCGUCUCCGUUCACCCGCAGUGGCUGGUUGUGCCCAGCGUGUCACGUCCAGGCAAACGUGGGUGUAACCCUGGGACCUGCUUGUAGCAUCCGUCACACGGUUCACUGUCGGUGAGUGUUCGCGAGCUGGGAAUAAGAGGCGGCGUGUUCGGUGGGCGGACGAGACGGCUGCAGCCGGACACUCGGCCGCACUGACAGCUUGGGAAGAAAAUCAAACAACGGCAAUGUUAUAACGAAGUCUCAGGUGAACUUUUCUCAGUUAUAGAACCUGUAUUUUGAAUUUGUAAAUAUUUUAAGUGUUUUAUCAGGCAUGUAAUAACCUAUUCUUUGAAACCUGUCAGGUAAAUGAAAAUUUAAAGCCGUAAUGGCAUACUUAUUGUAAAUAAACAUCUGUUGAUUUUUUGUAUCUUUCUUAAUAUAAUUUUCUAACAAUGCAAUAAAACCACUAAAUUUAUAUAUCCAUGUCGUAUUAAGAUCAUGGUUCAUUAAAAGUAAACAUUCAUAGUAUUUAAUUUAUAUUUUCUCGCUCAUGUGCUCAUCCAAAUGUAGCCAAAUGACAACUGUUAGAUGUUGGUGAUGAAUCAACAGUUAAAUAAAAUUCCUUAAAACUG
Artibeus jamaicensis (Jamaican fruit-eating bat) is the source of this 6619-nucleotide messenger RNA. RefSeq names its product BTB domain and CNC homolog 1 (gene BACH1). The transcript is spliced from 6 exons. The coding region runs from base 1368 to 3596 and encodes 742 amino acids. Gene Ontology annotation, molecular function: DNA-binding transcription factor activity, RNA polymerase II-specific; protein binding; RNA polymerase II cis-regulatory region sequence-specific DNA binding. The record is from RefSeq and is a predicted model, not a curated record. Gene Ontology annotation, biological process: regulation of transcription by RNA polymerase II. Lineage: Eukaryota; Metazoa; Chordata; Mammalia; Chiroptera; Phyllostomidae.